Messenger RNA from Arabidopsis lyrata subsp. lyrata, 1568 nucleotides. RefSeq lists its product as uncharacterized. Lineage: Eukaryota; Viridiplantae; Streptophyta; Magnoliopsida; Brassicales; Brassicaceae. The record is from RefSeq and is a predicted model, not a curated record. The coding region runs from base 181 to 1563 and encodes 460 amino acids. The transcript is spliced from 2 exons.
GAUUCUCGAGACCGACUUUUCAAACACUUUUUCGGCACCGGUAGAGCUUUCGUUCGUCGGUGCCGGGAGCUCUCUCCUCCUCGUCGAUCUCCUCUCAAAGGUUUUAUUUUCUGGUUAUCUGCAUUCUCUUGUUUCCUUCUGUUUCGGCUCUCUUCCCUCCCCUUUUAUCCAAAAAGCUUUAUGACCGCAUUACCUUCGAGCUUGCUCUUAUUUGGUACUAGUUCUCCUCUUAACCUUUUCGCGAUUCUCGUGGAUGAUCCCUCUUCUCGGCUCUCCUUGAAGUCAAGAUCAGCAUCUCCUUGUUCCUCGAUGGAUGGGAGCUCUGCCUCGACGCCGGAGCUGUGGAAGCAUCAAACCAUGGGCGAAUCAACUUCUGCAGACCGAGCUUCAUCAUCCGCAUCUUUUGAUUGGGUAGAUCUUGUCUUAGAAGCCCCCAAAUCGGUUGCGGGACAGCCCAAAUCCGUUCUGCCGCCGCCGCUUUUGGUGAGGAUGAGAAGAAGAACCUGGGUAAACCUAAUGGUGCCUCGUUUUGGGCCUAGCCCAAGUCCCUUUUGUCCUCCUUCCAGCCCAUUACCCAAACUUUCGAAGCCCAUGAAGACUUCCGCUGGGUUAAGCCCAUGUCUUCUAAGGCCCAGGUCUGAUUUUAAUUCUGUUUUACAAAGCCCAAAUUUUCUGAAGUUGUUAUCGUUUAGGGAGAGUAAUGAACGCUUUCCUGUGAUGGUGAUGAUGGAUUUAGCUUGGAUUAGUAGUUCUCUUUCCCAAAACCUGGUCGAUAGUUUAUCUCGUUUGGUCCGUUUGCUUCAUCGUUUGAGUCUGGUCUUGAUUCGUUUGGAGUUAAUUUCUCUUUGGAAGUGUCCUAGAGUGUUGCUUCCCGUGCCAAGUAUUAUUAAUUUCCUAUCAAGUUCCCUCCCUUUAGCACCCUCUAACUCUGUCUUGGCUGGUAAUGGACGCCACGCUAACAGAGUAAUGGUUUGUUUGGGCUGGCUUGAUAGUUACCUUUGUCGAGAUCAGAUGCUAAGUUUACUUUGGACUCUAUCCAAGACUCUCUUACCCAACCAUAGGCAAUUGGCCUUUAGAGUUAAGAAGACCGGCAUUAUGACCCUGUCUCUACGGAGUAGGUGUUACCGAAGCUUUUUCAACUCUCUACCUACCCAUUCACCAAUUAUCGAGUUCAGUCAUGUGUUAAUCUAUUGCUUGGAUAAUUUGCAAUCUUCUGGUAGGUUGGAAAAGUACGGCAUUAUGACCAUGUCUUCAAGAGGUGGUUACCGUCUCUUUUUCAACCUCGUUAACCCGUCAGCCUCCUCCGCGGAGCACUUUUCCAAAAGCUCGGAUGCAUUCUCGUUUGCGUUAUUCGCGCGAGCCGUCUAUGACCAUCCGUUGGUCGAGGAUUUCGUGAAGCCCGUCUUCAUGGUCGAAUCCGCUAUGGCCUCAAAAGAUUCUUCAAACUUUGCAAACUUUUUUAAGAUGAGCAUCAUUUUGGAAAACUCAUGGAGCCUUUAUCUUUAUUCCUAUUGCAUUUUCUUAGCUACACCUUGUAUGAACUUCCCUCUUUUGAGGUUUUAAGUGAA